AAGAACAUUCGAGGGGUGGAGACAGAAGCAGAAGAGGGAAUCGGGUGGUAACGGGAGAGCAGAGCGAAGAAGGGCAGAUAAGAAACUUGCGAGAUUAGAACAAGAGCAAAGAAUUUGCUUUUAAAUUACUUUCAUAUGCUCACAGUUUGCCAAAUGGUAAAUAUGGGCGGACAUUUCAGGCGGGAAAAAUUCUCCACCUCCCCUAUUCGUCGCUGUUAUUGUUGUUGUUGCUUGCAACCGGCCGACGCAACGGGCAACAUUUUUCUAAGCCGAACAGCAGCGCACACAAAUGCUGCACAGUCGCAACAUGUUUGAAGCGAAAUAAGACUGAAAACGCCGUCGAGCACGUUAGAGCAACAAAAAACAAGAAAACCAAACAAGAAAUCCAACAAAAAUAACCCAAGACAACAAGCGAAUGCUGCAACAGCGACAUUUUAUAGCAAACAUGCACCCAAAUGACAAAAACAAGAGGCAAAAACCAGCCGAGAGCGGCGACAUCAAAAGGGCCGCUCGCACACGUUGCACUUGCAUGACAUGCCGCAUCAUACAGCAAGCGAGCGAAAUAAACAAAAGAAAUACAUAGCAACAUCAUACCGUACAAAAUUCUACAUAUAAUACCUAUACCCACUUUGUCAUUCUCUAUCAUUCAGCGUCAGACCGUCGAAACGGGCGUGAAAGAGUGCGAUAAAACCGAGAGAGGAAUACAAACGAAAAUGUCCCUUGUGGGCGCCACAAUUUUGUACGAUGCGCCCGAAGUCAUGGAGGAGUUCAUCAGCUGCUAUCAGCAUUUCACCGCCCUGUGGGACAGCAGCAGUCCCGAUUACCUAUCGAAACAGAAAAAGGAGCCCGGCUAUCAGGAGCUAUUGAAGAUACUGCGACGCGUCAACGGCGGCUGUUCCGUUCAGGAUGUUAAGCGCAAGAUAAACUCACUGAGAUGCUGCUAUCGUCGCGAAAUCAAAAAGGUACAGACCUCCGACAAUGGCUAUCAGCCGCGUCUCUGGUGGUUCCAUAUGAUGGACUUCCUCAAGCCGGUGCUCAACAUUCAAUCGCCCGUCCGGGUGAAAUCGGAGAGCUUGGACGACGAGACCAGCAUCCAAGAGGUUGAUAUGAUUGCGGAGACGUUCCAAAACGAAGAGGAUGUGCUGCGUCUCAAUGCCGUGGUCGAUGGCGAUGUGGAACCGGAAACAGAGCCUGAUCACGACCCCGAAGCGGAGAACAUGGGCCCCGAAGUGGAGCACCAUGUGGAGGAUUAUCGGGACAAUUCAUUGGUGGAUAGCGUCAAGAACAGUGGCUAUCUGGCUAGUCCCUCGCACCUGCGACUGAAUGCGGAAUCGUUGGCUUUCGAUAAAUCUGUUGGCCGUAUCCGUAUCCGGCGAAGACGCAGCAGUAAUGACACCGAAUACGGCGAGACGGUGAAAAAGCGUCGAAACGAGGAGACUCCGAAUCGAGAUAGAGACAGGGAAAUAAAGAAGGAGUGGGAUCUGGAUAGAGUGCACGAAAGUGACAGCGAGCACGAGUGCGAGCUCAUCGGAAAGCGGAUGGCCACCCACUUCCGGCAUAUGCGACCGGAUCAGCGACUCUACGCCGAACGGAUCAUCAGCGAGGUGCUCGUCUACGGCCGGAUGAAUCGUCUUUCGUUCGAGGCGAAAUUUAUUCUGGGUGAAAAAUAGUUAACACCAUGCGUAAUAUGCUCAUAUGUACAUAUUUCUUUUCGAUUCGCAUGUGCCAGUCAUUAUUAAUUAUAGGUUCCUACACUUUGAAAGCCUAGAUUUUUUUGUAGCAAUUAUUAAGCAAAAAACAAAAUAAAGUAAGU
This is a messenger RNA of Drosophila erecta, 1813 nucleotides long. RefSeq lists its product as uncharacterized. NCBI's taxonomy places the organism in Eukaryota, Metazoa, Arthropoda, Insecta, Diptera, Drosophilidae. Bases 714 to 1670 code for a protein of 318 amino acids. The transcript is spliced from 3 exons. The record is from RefSeq and is a predicted model, not a curated record.